Messenger RNA from Aedes albopictus (Asian tiger mosquito), 1687 nucleotides. It is a transcript of the gene DhpD, whose product is annotated as guanine deaminase. Gene Ontology annotation, molecular function: zinc ion binding; guanine deaminase activity. Gene Ontology annotation, biological process: guanine catabolic process. Gene Ontology annotation, cellular component: cytosol. The transcript has 4 exons. The record is from RefSeq and is a predicted model, not a curated record. Lineage: Eukaryota; Metazoa; Arthropoda; Insecta; Diptera; Culicidae.
AUGCUGGGACCAUUCAGUAGCGCAACAGCUUUCAUUCACAAAUUAUCGUCUAACGUUGCCGGCAUAAUUUGAAAACAUAUCUUCAUCGUCGCCAUAUACCAAAAAAAAAACAUGGCAAAAGUGUUUUUCGGUAAAAUCGUGCAUUCCAAAUCAUUCCAAGAACUUGAGCUGAUACCCGAUGCAUACCUAGCCGUGAAAGAUGGGAAAAUUGUCUCUGUGGGGCGGAAAGUGGAUUUUGAAUCGCUUGCCGAAAAGGAUUCCUACGAGCAAACAACUCUAGGCGAGUCGCAAUUUCUACUUCCGGGUUUCAUCGAUUGCCAUAUCCACGCGCCGCAGGCCCCCAACAUUGGCCUCGGGUUGGACAAAGAUCUUCUGGGGUGGCUCAAGUCGUACACGUUCCCGCUGGAGGCGCAGUACAAAGAUGUGGACUUUGCUAAACAGGUUUACAGCGCUGUGGUACGCGAUACGCUUGCCAGUGGUACCACUUGUGCGUGCUACUUUGCUACGAUAUACAAUGAUAGCAAUAAGGUGUUGACGGACGAAAUCGUUCGUCAAGGACAGCGUGCGUUUGUGGGCAAAGUAUCGUCUAAUAGGCUGUGUCCGGAUGAUUACAUUGAAUGCGGAACGAAGGAAUCCGUUCGGGACAACGUCGAAUUCAUCGAGUAUGUCCUGAAGAAGAAUCUGGAUCGGGUAAAACCGAUCAUUACGCCGCGCUUUGCCAUCACCUGCGACAUGGAUUUGCUGAAGAAACUGGGAGAACUGGCCGAACGGUACAACUUGAACAUUCAGUCACACAUUUCCGAGAACCUGGGCGAAGUGAUUACCGUCAAAGAGUUUUAUCCGGAAAACAAGAACUAUUCAGACGUCUACGACGAGGCUAAACUUCUGACCCAGCGGUGCGUAAUGGCCCACGGUGUGCACCUGGAAGACGAGGAACUAGAGGUCCUCAGCAAGAGGGGUACCUCGAUUGCGCAUUGUCCUUGUUCGAAUACGAACCUGGGUUCCGGGCUGUGCGACGUCAAGCGGCUUCUGGCUGCCAAUGUGAAAGUUGGACUGGGUACGGACGUUUCCGGUGGAAACCGGAUUGCGAUCUACGACGUCAUGCGGGCGGCUCUGGAUGUGUCGCACCAUCUGAACAUGAUGAAGAAACAGGACGUGAAGGGAACCGGAAGGAUGCCCGGCGAUUCGAAAGCUAACGUGGAGUAUGUGCCAUUGGAUUACAAGCAGGUUAUCUAUCUGGCCACGCUGGGAGGAGCGGAAGCCAUGGCCAUCGGCGACAAGGUCGGAAACUUCACUCCCGGCAAGGACUUUGACGCCCUGCUCAUCGAUGUGUCUGUCUACCCCACCAACCGGUACCAACUGCCAGCCGUCCUGACGCAGGACAAAACACCCGAAGAACUGCUGCUAGAACUGGUCCAGAAGUUUGUCUACGUCGGCGAUGAUCGAAACAUUCUGAAAGUGUUCGUCGCCGGUCAACAGGUCAAGUAGCAUUUGCGAUAGUAACAUCAUCUGAGAGCACCCGCGUAAUAAAAUUCCAUCACGAUGAUCAAAUCAACGGAGAGGAGAGGAAUAAAAAAUAUGUUUGAUAUCAAAAUGCGGGUUUGCGCCGUUUGCUUAACCUUGUUAUGAUCCAGCCGAUUUAAAAUGCGAAAAUAUACGAACGCGAAUGCGAGGUUCAAAACAGAAA